Messenger RNA from Fonticula alba, 792 nucleotides. RefSeq lists its product as hypothetical. Lineage: Eukaryota; Rotosphaerida; Fonticulaceae. The transcript has a single exon. Bases 96 to 497 code for a protein of 133 amino acids. The record is from RefSeq and is a predicted model, not a curated record.
ACAGGUUUGAUGAUGGUGUGUUUCGCAUGGGAUGUACAUUGUGAGCUGGGAGGCUGCAAACCAAGCCGCGGGACAGGGGAGGGGGGCGGGGGUCUAUGUCGUGCAUGGGAGCAGCCUGCCAGGGGGGGAGGGAGGGAGGGAGGCAAGGUGAGCCUAACCUCGGUCCAGGGGUCCGGCGCACUUACGAGGAGCUGGCCGGGGCGGUGCCCGAGGCGGGGGGGAUGUUCCACCCGGCAGCGGCGGUCGGCUGGCUUUGCAUGGCGGCCUGCAGACGCGCCUCAGCCUCGGCGGCCGCCGCAUUGGCCGCCUCCAAGGUCAUGAGCUCGUCAUACACGCGCCUCCGGCGGUCCAGAUCCCAGCGCACGAAGAUGUAUGCGCCGAGGGUCAUCCCAGACAGGAUGCCCCUGCGCGAGGACCAGCCAACCGAAAAGACAGAGGAGGAGAGGGGGAGGGAGGAACGGGUGAGCGGGAGAAGAGAAAAGCAACCCGGGGAAUGACUGCCACAUCCACGGGCACAGGGGGGACGUACCACCACUUGAAAAUCUGACGAGGUCCCAUGGUGAGCGGUGUGCUGAAGGAGAGGAAGAGGAAGAGGGAGGUGAAGAUGGGAAGUAGGGAGGUGCUGGAUCGCGGACGUCACUCCGGCGCCGGGUAGGUCGCCCUUUGCGGCUGUUUCCUCCUUUCCCCGCCGGCGGGAAGCCGGACAGGGGAUCCGGCCUCGUUCCCGAGGAAAAGACCGCCUGCGAGCGUGCUGCCCUCUGCUCGGCCCUUGCCCGAGGCUUCACGUACACA